CUUAUCAUUCGCUUUGACUUCGCCGCUUGCUUUGCUUUCAAGAGACGGAGACAAAAACACACACGACGAAGAAAUCUCCCGGUGGUCGAAGAAGAUGAAAUCGUUCAAGGAACAAUACACGUUAGGUGAAAGGCUCGCAGAAUCGCGAGAGAUAAUCGCUAAGUACCCUACUCGGAUUCCUGUAAUUGCAGAGAAGUAUUGCAAAACAGAUCUACCUGCGAUCGAGAAAAAGAAGUUUCUGGUUCCAAGAGAUAUGUCAGUUGGUCAAUUCAUCUAUAUCUUGAGUGCUAGGUUACAUUUAUCUCCUGGUAAAGCGUUAUUCGUGUUUGUGAACAACACUCUGCCUCAAACUGCUGCUCUGAUGGACUCUGUCUAUGAGUCUUACAAAGACGAAGAUGGGUUUGUUUACAUGUGCUAUAGCAGUGAGAAAACCUUUGGCUGAGCCAAAAUGAUGUUAGUGUACAUAUACUUUGAAACAUAAGCUGUUCACUACAUUGAAAGACACAAACUCUUGUUAAGCUUAUAUGACUGCUUGUUUUAUCCUUAGACUUUGUUCAUCUGUGCAAAUGUUUCUACUACAA
Arabidopsis lyrata subsp. lyrata is the source of this 581-nucleotide messenger RNA. RefSeq names its product autophagy-related protein 8i. The transcript is spliced from 5 exons. Bases 95 to 442 code for a protein of 115 amino acids. NCBI's taxonomy places the organism in Eukaryota, Viridiplantae, Streptophyta, Magnoliopsida, Brassicales, Brassicaceae. The record is from RefSeq and is a predicted model, not a curated record. Gene Ontology annotation, biological process: cellular response to nitrogen starvation.